CCUUCAGGCUCUAGUCCUUCUCAGUCUUCUGGUCCAAUCCAUCAAAUGGAUCGACAGCCUGGGAAAAAAAUGGCAGUUGAAGUCCAAAAUCAGGACUACUCUCACUUUGUAUCGCUUCCAUUAGCCAUAUAUCCUGAACUGGUCAAUAAACUCAUCAACUUUCAGAACUCAGUUCUUGGAAUUACUGAAGUGUCUAAGUCUCCUACCUCAGAAUCAAAGGCUUCAGAACUAUUAGAGUUGGGAAUUGAGAAGUCCAUCUUUAUUAAUCCAAAAACAUUCCACUUGACUGUGCUCAUGCUGAAGCUUUGGAAUAAGGACCGUUUUGAAGCAGCUGCUCAGGUUUUGCGGAGUGUCUCACCAAAAGUACUUGAUGCUUUGGAGAGCCGACCUGUAUCUAUAAGACUGAAGGGCUUGGAGUGCAUGAGAGGUUCUCCGGCAAAAGCUUAUGUUGUAUAUGCUCCUGUGGAAGUAAUUGGUGGUGAAGCCCGACUUUUACGUGCUUGUCAGGUCAUCAUUGAUGCAUUUACUGAAGCUGGCCUUGUUCUUGAAAAAGAUGCAAACCGGAAGUUAAAGUUACAUGCAACUAUAAUGAAUGUGCGACACAGCAGAAGCAAAAAUAGAUCAGGAUAUGCUGAUCCCUUUGAUGCACGAGCAAUUUUUGAUCAGUAUGGCUCGGAAGAAUGGGGAGAGUGUCUUUUACGUGAAGCUCAUCUUUCACAAAGGUUUGUGUAUGGUGACAAUGGCUAUUACCAUUGCUGUGAAUCCAUCCCAUUUCCUGAAGGGAUGUAGCCAUGUAGGGUGUGUUUGGUAUGAAGAAAAAUAUCUUCAAGAAAAUAUUUCCUAUGGGAAAAUGAGUGAGUUUCUCUCAUAUUUUCUAGUGUUUGGUAAGUAAACAUUGUGAAUAUGUCAUGUAUAGUAGUUGGUGAAGACAUUUUAUAUAAUUUCUCGUUAAUCUGUACAUAUUUGGACCUAUUUUAGUAACAAUUUUAUUUGUUGCUGAAAUUUUAUUGUAUUGUAAAAUUUGUUGGUAUGUAAUAACGAGAAGACCCAUUUUUAUGUAACGACUCAUUUGGUGUGA
This is a messenger RNA of Nicotiana tabacum (common tobacco), 1078 nucleotides long. The record is from RefSeq and is a predicted model, not a curated record. Lineage: Eukaryota; Viridiplantae; Streptophyta; Magnoliopsida; Solanales; Solanaceae.